Selaginella moellendorffii is the source of this 2205-nucleotide messenger RNA. Its product is annotated as plant intracellular Ras-group-related LRR protein 6. NCBI's taxonomy places the organism in Eukaryota, Viridiplantae, Streptophyta, Lycopodiopsida, Selaginellales, Selaginellaceae. The record is from RefSeq and is a predicted model, not a curated record. Gene Ontology annotation, molecular function: protein binding. Bases 112 to 1887 code for a protein of 591 amino acids. The transcript has 21 exons.
GUAACCAAACAGCCUGUACCCAUCCAUGUCUUAUAAACUGGAUGGGAAGUGCUUGGAACAGCCAAGAAGAAGAAAUUGAGUGUGAGCCCUAGGUAGAGAGGUGAGGAGAGAAUGGAACGCCUUCUCAAGAUGGCUCGAGCAUCCGGUUCUCUCGACCUCUCCAACAGGAAUCUGAGGGAAGUGCCUCCGCAAGUCUACAAGCUCCUGGAGUGUGUUGGGCAGGAUGAAAAGUGGUGGGAGCUUGUAGAUCUUCACAGGCUUGUUCUUGCUCACAACAAGAUCAAGCUUCUUUCCCAGGAGCUCGGGAAUCUCGUCUCUGUCGUGGUCCUCAACAUCAGCUACAAUGAACUGGAAUCUCUUCCUGAAAGCAUUGGCAUGCUGACUUCAUUGAAGACGCUCGAUGUUUCUCACAAUGCGAUUUUGGAACUUCCGGUGGAGAUUGGAAAUCUAGCAUCUCUCGUGAAGUUUCUCGCGUCCAACAACCAAAUUAAGGAGCUUGCUUCCACGAUUGGACUGUGUGUUGAUCUUGCAGAGCUAAAGUUGUCCAACAAUGGCCUCACAUUUCUGCCAGAUCAACUGGCUUCCUGUUCUCGACUGAUUAGCCUCAGUAUCGAGGGAAACAAAAUCACCGGUUUUCCUUCAAGCUUGUUCCACUCGCUCGGUAAUCUGACUGAGCUUAAUGCAGGAAAGAAUGCUAUAACUGAGCUACCAGAAGAAAUUGGUAAUCUCACUCGACUUCUACGUCUCGACUUACAUCAGAAUAAGAUCAAGUCGAUACCAUCUUCUUUGGUAAAUUGCAGUAUGCUGGUGGAGGCGUAUUUUGGAGAUAACUUGCUUUCUUCUCUUCCAAACGAGAUUGGGAACCUCCAGUCAUUGCUCACAUUUGAUCUGCAUGGUAAUCAGCUCUCUGAGUUCCCAGUUUCUGCUUGUUCCAUGCGGCUUUCUGUGCUCGACCUUUCUAACAACAAUCUAAGCGGAUUGCCUCCUGAGCUCGGCUUCAUGGGAUCGUUGAGAAAGCUUGUGCUUACAGGAAAUCCCUUGCGAACGUUAAGAACUUCCUUGGUUACUGGAAGUACUCCUGCUCUACUUAAGUACUUGCGUGAUCGUUCCACAGCUGAAGAUGAAUCAAAACCAGAAGCUGCCUCGUCAGGCAAUAUAUUUGGCAUGAACAUCCAGGAGCAGGUUGUCCAAGCAGCACGAGUGGCAGUUUCUUCAAAAGCCUUGUCUCUUUCCGACAAAAAUUUGGACCAUGUUCCUCCUGCAGUGUGGGAGUCAUGCGACCUUGUCCAACUUGAUCUUGCUAAGAACUGCAUCCAAGAGCUGCCGCCAGAAAUGUCGAUGUGCACUUCGAUGGAGGCUCUCAUUCUUGCAGACAAUAAGAUCCAAGAGUGGCCAGGAAGCGUUUUCGCCUCUCUACCAAACCUCAAGCAUCUAAAUCUUGCUCGAAAUCCUAUAGUUGCGCUUCCACCAGGUGCAUUCUCGGCCGUGUCCAAUCUACAACUCCUGGAUUUAAGUGGCGUGGUUGCACAGCUUCUACCACCUCCGUGCUUGUCUCUAAUGACUGGCCUCCAAGAACUGCGACUGAUGAGAACUCAAAUGGCAGCCAUCCCUUGGGAUUUGCCCCGGAUGUCUAGCUUACGAAUUUUGGACUUGAGCCAGAACAAUAUUAGCGUGCUACCUCAGGAAUUCGGUGAGAUGAGUACGCUCGAAGAACUGGACUUGACGGACAACAACCUGUCUACUCUUCCUCCUCAACUGGGAUAUCUGGAACCCACAUUACGCAAGCUUAAAGUGGACGGGAAUCCAUUGAGAAGCAUUCGGCGAGGCAUCCUCGAGCGCGGAACAAAAGCGUUGCUUCAAUACCUCCACGGCAAGCUCCCUCAAUGAUAGAGGUAGUGUGAUUCUUAUUAUAAAGGUUGGAUAGAUUAAUGGUUUUCUAGCUAUGCUUGGCUUGGUUGGUAUGCUUGCGAUGUUUCCUUGUGGUUCCCAUAGUCCGGAUCAACAGGGAUUCACAAGCUUUAUUCUUUCGAGAAGAAGGUAAGCUACCGAGAUUUUGAUGGCGAACUUUGGAGCUGCUCCAAAGUCAGUGGCCACUUUCGUCGCCUCGUGGGUGUGUACUUCCAUCGCGAUUUUAGCGAAAAGCAGUCAAAGAUUUGACAAAGUUAAGCCUGGUUCUUCCAAGAACAAUAAAAAUAGGAUUCAUCU